AUGGGAGACUUUGCAAACGAGAGUAUCGUCAGCAACUCCAGUGGAGCCCGGUGCCACCGAGACACCACCGUCACCCACCUGGUCUUCCCAGUCCUCUACACGCUCGUCUUCCUCCUCGGACUCGUACUGAACAGCCUGGCUUGCUGGGCUUUCUUCCAUAUUCCAAGUACAUCAACUUUCAUCAUCUACCUGAAAAACAUCUUAGUUUCUGAUUUUAUAAUGACCCUGAUGCUUCCUCUGAAAAUCCUGACGGACUCUGGCCUGGGACCGUGGCAACUCAAAGCCUUCGUCUGUCGCUUCUCAGCCGUCGUAUUUUAUGACACCAUGUACAUCAGCAUUGUGCUGCUCGGUCUCAUUGCUUCUGACAGAUUUCUCAAGAUUGUGAGACCUUUUGGGAAGUUCUGGGUGCAAAACCUGACCUCAGCAAAGAUCCUGGCGGGUCUAGUCUGGCUCUUCUUCCUCGCCAUCUCUCUGCCUAACAUGAUCUUAUCGAACAAGAAAGCGACGCCCCAAUCCGUGAAGAAAUGUGCCUCGCUGAAGAGUCAGUUGGGACUCAAAUGGCACGAGGCCGUCAGUUACAUCUGUCAGUUCAUCUUCUGGACCGUUCUCAUCCUCAUGUUUGUGUUUUAUACAGUUAUAGCCAAAAAGGUAUACGAGUCUUACAUAAAAACACAGAAGAAAGACAACAAAAGUGAAAAAAGGAUCAAGGGGAAAGUAUUCAUCAUUUUCACCGUGUUUUUCUUAUGCUUUGCCCCCUUCCAUUUCAGCAGGGUUCCCUACAACCUGAGCCAGACGAGCACCCGCAUGGACGGUCGCCUGCAGAACCGGCUCUUUGUGGCCAAGGAAAGCACCCUGUGGCUGGCUGCCACCAACGUCUGCACGGACCCCCUCAUAUACCUCUUCUUGUGCAAGCCGUUUGUGGAAAAGGUGUUGUACAGACGAGUAAAGACCUUUCGGAAAACAGUUCACACAAGCCCCAAAACCGAACUGGACACACGGCUGUCUCCCACGGAAUCCUGA
Molecule: messenger RNA, 1020 nt
Organism: Apaloderma vittatum (bar-tailed trogon)
Lineage: Eukaryota; Metazoa; Chordata; Aves; Trogoniformes; Trogonidae
Gene: P2RY13
Product: purinergic receptor P2Y, G-protein coupled, 13
Biological process (GO): G protein-coupled receptor signaling pathway; negative regulation of adenylate cyclase activity
Cellular component (GO): membrane
Molecular function (GO): G protein-coupled purinergic nucleotide receptor activity
Source: RefSeq, a predicted model, not a curated record